AAGCUAGCUAGAGCUAUUAUGGUUUGAGAAAGAUCAAAAGAGAGAAUCUUUCUUAAACAGAGAAGAAAAGAGAGGAGAGAGAAUAGGUCAUCAGCUAGCUCUAGCCAUAGCUAGUUUACAGUCUUUGCUUCCUAAACGAAACAAAGGUGUAAUUUCAUUAAAUUUUGAAGGAGGAGGAAAAGAGAGAAGUGUUGCGUGCAUUACGGUCUAAUCCUGUUCCAUUUUUGGGAGGAAAAGCGAAUCUCUUCCUAUUUCCUCUCUACUGUUCCCUCCUUCCUGUUCCCGUCCAAUUUCGCCUACUAAUUUCACUGCUACCCAUUAUUCAUCCCAUUACCAUCUUCCUGCUUUUCUUUUCUGUUUCAAAACAACCCUCAUCCCAUUUCCUCAAAACCCAUUUCAAUUCAUAGCUUUCUGUGGAUUUCUAGUUCAAAAACAAUGGAGGGUUUUGCGCCACAGUUACUGGAUCUAAUACCCAAAGAAAAAAAAUGGGUUCUUGAAGAAGAUGAAGAAAAAAACUAUGAUGAUGCAGAGAAAAAAUUAGUCCUAAGGCUUGGUCCACCAGUUGAAGAAGAAGUAGAAGAAGAUUGGAGACUGAAGAACAACAAUACUUCAGGAGCUAAAAGGGUAUUCUCAGAUAGAAAUGGUGGUGGAGGAGGACAAAACCAGAGUUUUAAUUCAUGGCAGAAGACAAAUCCCCCAUUUCUUCAGCUUCAUCAAUCAAAAACCAUAAUGGAAUCCUCACAGCAGCAGCAACAGCCCUGUAGCUCUAAAGCAAAUGAGAAGAAUCCAUUUUCACCAUCUCCUGCAAAUAUUACAGCUGUUGUUCCUCCUACCAGCUCUUCACAGAAAAGAAGUGCUGCUCCAGUAGUGGGAUGGCCUCCAAUAAGAUCAUUUAGGAAGAAUCUCUCAACCAACUGUUCAUCAAAGCCAGUUUCUGAGGAACAAGGUUCAAAGCCAACCGAUAAAGCAAUCGGAAAACAAGUUGAAAACACCAAGAACGGUUUCUUUGUGAAGAUUAACAUGGAUGGGGUGCCCAUAGGAAGGAAAAUUGAUCUUAAAGCUUAUGACAGCUAUGAUAAGUUGUCUUCUGCUGUUGAUGAAUUGUUUAGAGGUCUUCUUGCAGCUCAAACUCAAAGUGAUUCCUCUGCUGAUAGGAUGAUCAAAGAAAAAAUUGAAGGUGGGAAAAUGAUUACAGGUUUGUUGGAUGGAACUGGAGAAUAUACCCUUGUUUAUGAGGAUAAUGAAGGUGAUAGAGUUCUUGUUGGAGAUGUUCCUUGGCACAUGUUUGUUUCAUCUGUUAAAAGACUUCGAGUCCUUAAGAGCUCCGACAUACCAAAAUUGUUCUUUGUUGGGAAUAAACAUGGAAAAACAACAACAAUCAAUGGUACAUUUGGAUGAAGGAAAGAAGAAACAAUUGGACUUUUGUUUUGUUUUAUGCUUUUCUAAGUUUCUAAUACUCUAAUGUAUGGUUUAAGCAGUCUUGUUUGUUUUGUGGAUGAAUUUGGGUGGAUGUUUGAGAAUAUUGGAUGUAUGAAAAAGGACACCAUUAUCUUGUUCUUUUUAAUGUUUUUUUUUUUUUUUUUUUUAUGAAUAAACAUAAUAUUGUGAAUGGGAAUAAAGAUGAAUCCUCCCAUUGUUGA
Impatiens glandulifera is the source of this 1640-nucleotide messenger RNA. Its product is annotated as auxin-responsive protein IAA26-like. Gene Ontology annotation, cellular component: nucleus. NCBI's taxonomy places the organism in Eukaryota, Viridiplantae, Streptophyta, Magnoliopsida, Ericales, Balsaminaceae. The transcript is spliced from 5 exons. The record is from RefSeq and is a predicted model, not a curated record. Gene Ontology annotation, biological process: regulation of DNA-templated transcription. Gene Ontology annotation, molecular function: protein binding. Bases 436 to 1398 code for a protein of 320 amino acids.